Molecule: messenger RNA, 1157 nt
Organism: Raphanus sativus (radish)
Lineage: Eukaryota; Viridiplantae; Streptophyta; Magnoliopsida; Brassicales; Brassicaceae
Product: LOB domain-containing protein 1-like
Source: RefSeq, a predicted model, not a curated record
AUCACCAAAAAAAAUAUGGCGUCAUUUAUGAUGUCAGGUGGUCAUCUCACUUUGCCUAUAUAGACAUAUCUACCAAAAAGCACUUCACCCUCAACACACUUGAUAAUGCUCGAUAUGGAGAUUAAGUGUGACGCUUCUGCCGCUAUCGUCUCUGCUUCUCCAACGUCUUCUCCUCCUCUACCACAGCUUUCACCACGUUUGGUUCUUAGCCCAUGCGCCGCUUGCAAAAUCUUGAGGCGGCGUUGCGGAGAUAAAUGCGUUUUGGCGCCGUACUUCCCUCCAACGGAGCCAGCUAAGUUCACCAUCGCCCACCGUGUGUUUGGAGCCAGCAACAUCAUUAAGCUCUUACAGGAACUUCCCGAAUCACAGAGAACUGAUGCGGUAAACAGUAUGGUGUACGAAGCCGGAGCUAGAAUUAGAGACCCGAUCUAUGGAUGUGCCGGUGCCAUAUAUAAUCUACAAAGACAAGUGAGUGAACUCCAAGCACAGCUAGCAAAAGCUCAAGUGGAGAUAGUGAGUAUGCAGUUACAAAGAUCAAAUCUACUAGAAUUGAUUCACAACAUGGACCAACCAAACCAAGAGCAACAUAAUAUGUCCUUCGACAGCUCCUUUGGAAAUUGUGAUGAGUUCAUUAACAGCCCUGACGAAGAGAGCAAUGAUUUUGGAUUCCUUGAAGACAACAAGUACUCCAACACCAAGGCCUCAAUGCUGUGGUGUGAUCCUCUUUGGAUAUGAUAUUAACUAUUCACUUCACUUUAAAGCCCUUCAGUUAAGUUACUCAGGGUUAGUUAGCAAACUUAGUAUAAUACACAUGAUAUUAGAGAGACACUUAAUGUAAUAAAUGUAUGUUGAAUUUAUUGGAAAUUUUAAUAUGUCAAAUGGUUCUACUAUUGAAAAAUAUGAGCCAAAUGAGGCCCAUUUAUUAUUAGGUUUCUUCCAACAAUCUCCUACUUCUCUUCUGAUCAAAUAGUGAAGAAUAUGGGCCAUAUUAGGCCCAUUUAUUACCGGGACCGUCUUUGUUACAAAUUACAAUGCUCUUCUUCCGAUUAAACAGAAAAGACUUGACCGCGCUUUGGUGUCUCUCGGCAAAAGGCACGUUGACAGUUGACUUUGUACUGGCUCUCUCGUGUAACCGCCGCCGAUCAUCUUAUCCGUAG